Messenger RNA from Dermacentor silvarum, 504 nucleotides. RefSeq lists its product as uncharacterized. Gene Ontology annotation, molecular function: taste receptor activity. NCBI's taxonomy places the organism in Eukaryota, Metazoa, Arthropoda, Arachnida, Ixodida, Ixodidae. Bases 1 to 504 code for a protein of 167 amino acids. Gene Ontology annotation, cellular component: membrane. The record is from RefSeq and is a predicted model, not a curated record. Gene Ontology annotation, biological process: sensory perception of chemical stimulus; detection of chemical stimulus involved in sensory perception of taste. The transcript has 2 exons.
AUGGUCCAUUUCAGGUUGCAGCAUAUCGAUCUCUGCCUCGUUGUUCAGGACAUGGACGACAUAUUCUCACCUUUGGCUUUCUUGUGGCACGCUAUGAUUGUCCUGGGCUGCUGCAGUGAGGUGACUCACAUGAUGCAGUUCGAUCCAUACGAGGACGUGAUAGCCACCGCUCAGUUCACUCUUGACAUGGUCUACAUGCUGGUGGGCUUCGUGGCCGUCUCCUUCUCGGCGGCCGCCGUGUGCGAGGCGCACGAUGACUCGCUGCCUCAGGUCAACCGCCUGGCGGCCGUGCACUGUGCGGUUGCACCGGUCCCUGACCAGGAGUUCCUGGAGCAGGCGUCCCUCCUCAUGUCGCAGAUGCAGACUAAGGACGUGUCCCUGACGGCAUGGAAGUUCUACGAGCUCAACCGCGCCGCACUCGUCACGACAGGAGGCGCCGUGGCGACUUACGUGGUGGUGGUCCUCCAGAUGGCCCCGUCAUUUUUGGAAGCCGCGAAAGAAUGA